AGAGGAGCCGGGAGUGGGGCCCCAGCGGCCCAGCCUGGCUCUGCCCGCGCCGUCCCCCAUCCCAUCCCACCCGGUGCUGUGCCGUGCGGUCCAGAGCCCCGGCGGCCCAGGCAGGGCAGGUAAGCCCCAGUAAUCCCUGGAUCCUCCGCAUCUCAGCCAAGAUGCCAACGAGACGCUGGACACCUGGUACUCAGUGCAUCACCAAGUGUGAACACAUGAAGCCCAAGCCAGGCGAGCUGGCCUUCCGAAAAGGAGAGGUUGUCACCAUCUUGGAGGCUUGUGAGCAGAGCAAGAGCUGGUACCGGGCUAAGCACCAUGACAGUGGUCAGGAGGGGCUGUUGGCAGCUGGAGCCGUUCGAGAGCGAGAGGCCAUCCCCGCUGACCCCAAGCUCAGCCUCAUGCCGUGGUUUCAUGGCAAGAUCUCGGGACAGGAGGCGGUAGCUCUGCUACAGCCAGCAGAGGACGGGCUCUUCUUGGUGCGGGAGUCUGUGCGGCACCCAGGGGACUAUGUUCUGUGUGUCAGCCAUGGCCAGGAAGUGGUCCACUACCGAGUGCUGCACCAUGGUGGACGGCUGACCAUUGAUGAGAGUGUCUGCUUCUACAACCUUAUUGACAUGAUUGAGCAUUACAUGAAGGACAAGGGGGCCAUCUGUACAAAGCUAAUGAAACCCAAGAGGAAACAUGGAACCAAGUCAGCUGAGGAGGAGCUGGCCAAAGCUGGUUGGUUACUGAACCUGCAGCAGCUGACCCUUGGCAGUCAGAUUGGGGAGGGGGAGUUUGGAGCCGUGUUGCAGGGGGAGUACCUGGGCCAGAAGGUGGCAGUGAAGAACAUCAAAUGUGACGUCACCGCCCAGGCCUUCCUGGAUGAAACAGCUGUAAUGACGAAGAUACAGCACAAGAACUUGGUGCGGCUGCUGGGGGUCAUUCUCCACCAAGGGCUCUACAUUGUCAUGGAAUACAUGAGCAAGGGGAACCUGGUGAAUUUUCUUCGGACCCGGGGCCGUGCCUUGGUGCACAAGGCUCAGUUGCUGCAAUUCUCCUUGCAUGUGGCCGAGGGCAUGGACUACUUGGAGGGUAAGAAACUUGUACACCGAGACCUGGCUGCCCGAAACAUCCUCAUCUCCGAGGACCACGUGGCCAAGGUCAGCGACUUUGGUCUGGCCAAGGCUGAGCGAAGGGGCCUGGAUACCAGUCGACUUCCUGUCAAGUGGACUGCACCUGAGGCCUUGAGACAUGGGAAAUUCUCCAGUAAGUCAGAUGUCUGGAGUUUUGGGAUCCUUCUGUGGGAAGUAUUCUCCUAUGGCCGGGCUCCAUACCCCAAGAUGUCUCUGAAGGAGGUGUCUGAAGCUGUGGAGCAGGGUUACCGAAUGCAGCCUCCGGAGGGCUGUCCUGCCAGUGUCUAUGCCCUCAUGGGCAGCUGUUGGGAGGCGGAGCCGACUCGUCGUCCAGCCUUCAGGAAACUCUUGGAGAAGCUGGCCAAGGAGCUGAGGAACACGGCAGCAGAUCCUGUCCCUGAGGGAAGCUCAGCUGGACCCCAAAGCCUCCAGGAACCUUGAACCUCUGGCCCUUGUGCCCCCAAGGCUGAAAACCAGACUAUAGGCUAAAGUGGAGGGCUCCCAAGGGCCUUGCCCAGCCCAACCCCACUGGGGACUGGAAGGAGAUUGGAAAAUGUCAAAAUGUCUCCUCCUAUCUCCUGUUCUCUCUGGAUAAUUCCUGGGCUGAGAGAGCCACCCAAAAGGGGCCUGGGGCUGGAUGGGAGAGUGCAUGGGGGUGGGGAAUGUAGAGCUGUACUACAGUUGAUACCUGCCCUCCCCCCCACCAAGCUUCUGGUGCAAUCUGGCCUCAGUUUCCUUGGGCUGCAGUCACUCCUCAGCUGGCAGUGCCUACUUGGGGAAUAGCCAGGGUGGAGAUGCCCCCAAAUGGGCUAUAGAAAUCAAGAAGCCCACGGGAUGGCCCUGGCAACCUGGGAGAAGACGAUAAAGGACAUGGAGGCUUUAUUAUUCUGA
This is a messenger RNA of Vombatus ursinus (common wombat), 2006 nucleotides long. It is a transcript of the gene MATK, whose product is annotated as megakaryocyte-associated tyrosine kinase. Gene Ontology annotation, molecular function: protein tyrosine kinase activity; protein binding; ATP binding. Gene Ontology annotation, biological process: protein phosphorylation. NCBI's taxonomy places the organism in Eukaryota, Metazoa, Chordata, Mammalia, Diprotodontia, Vombatidae. Bases 162 to 1556 code for a protein of 464 amino acids. The record is from RefSeq and is a predicted model, not a curated record. The transcript is spliced from 13 exons.